AUGAGUGAUGAUGUUAUGCAAAUUGAUCGAGAAGAAGAAAAUGAGUUCGCAGAAAAACUCAGAGCAGCAGGCCCACUAAAUUUAGCAGUUGAACACAAUAUUUUCCUUCCAGGAAUGGAAGCUACUUAUGUCAAAAUCUUAGUUGAUGAGAUUCCUCAAGGCCCGCCACAAAUAAUCCCAAAGCUUUUUAGAAGUAUUCGCUGUGGCCGAGAAGACUUUAAAGAAGGAAGGAAAAUCUGAGACCUUUCCUUUUUGAACUCCUCCUUAUUUCCAGUUAGAAAAGUAGAGCCUCCUAACGAUUUGUUUGCAACAUGUGGGGGACCUUUUAUUCACGUAUAUAGACUAAGUAGGCCCUUAGCUGAUACUUUCGAAACCCUUCAUAUCUAUGUGAAUACAAUUCAAGACGACGAUUUAUACACCUUAUCAUGAGGAUUGCUAAAUGAUGGCGAACCAAUCCUUGCAUGUGCUGGGAAACAAGGGAUUAUUUUAUUAAUAAAUGUUUACACAUAUUCUUUAGUAGGCCACCAUCUAGUCGGACACAAGAAUGCAAUCCAUCAAUUGAAGUUUGCCCCUGGAAAUAGUGCAUUUUUAUUGAGUGCCAGUGAAGAUUUGAGCAUUCGGCUUUGGAAUAUUUUGACGUUUACUCAAGUUGCAAUAUUUGCUGGGGACUUAGGGCAUAAACAUGGAGUUCUAACAAUCGAUUGGCAUAGCACGGAAAAUAUUUUUGCGUCUGGAGGAAGGGAUGGAGCUGUCAAAAUAUGAAAAAUUACUGAUGAACUUAAAAAUGCAAUGGAUGAAUCAAUGACUUGAAACCAAAAUUUUAUGAAUAAUGGCGCAAAUAUUCCAUGUGCAAGGACUCCUUUUAGAACAAAAAUGAUUUUUGAGCCUGAAUUUUCAACUAAUCGUGUCCAUAAAAGCUAUGUUGAUUGUGUUAAAUUUUAUGGGAAUUUGAUUUACUCAAAAGGACAAGAAGGCUGCAUUGUUGUAUGAAAACCGCAUCCUGAAAGAAACCCUGACUCAGUGACUGUGCUAUUCACUUUGAAUUUUCCUAGAAAUUCAGAAAUUGGGCUUAGAUUUACUAUUGAUUAUGAGCAAGAUUUGCUUGUGCUUGGAGGAACAGAGUCGAAUUGCUAUUUAUUUGAUUUGACAUGAGAGUCAACGGAAUUUAGGGAAAUUAAAAACGCGCUACACACAUUUAGAAGUCCUGUUCGGAGUGCAGGAUUUACAGCGGACUCUAGCAAGAUGGUUUACAUAACUGAUGACUGUUUCGUGCACCUUCUACAAAAAAUAUAG
Blepharisma stoltei is the source of this 1293-nucleotide messenger RNA. Lineage: Eukaryota; Ciliophora; Heterotrichea; Heterotrichida; Blepharismidae. The record is from the annotation of a GenBank genome assembly.